This is a messenger RNA of Psylliodes chrysocephalus, 3468 nucleotides long. NCBI's taxonomy places the organism in Eukaryota, Metazoa, Arthropoda, Insecta, Coleoptera, Chrysomelidae. The record is from the annotation of a GenBank genome assembly.
AUGGAAAUUGUAGGAAAUUAUGCUGAAAAAAGAUUACAGAUUGACUCAGAUGGUAAUAUUAUAGUGAAUUUAGAAAAUCCAAAUGGUGAAGAUUAUAUUUUUGAUUUUGAUAUACUUAACUCAGUAUUCUUUCAAGUUAGAGCCACAGAUAAUGCUAACCCACCUCAUAUCGCCACCGUUCCUGUAACUCUGGCUAUUUUAGACGUGAAUAACAAAGCUCCAGUGAUUGAACCAGUACAACCUGUGAGUGUUGAAGAAAAUCAGAAAGAUGGGGUUGCCCUUAAUGUAACAAUAAAAGCUACGGAUCCUGAUACUACGGGAAAUCUAACGGCUAAGAUUGAUUGGACGAAAUCAUAUGCCACUAAAAAUUCAAUACGCCUAGAUAUGGACGAUAAAGUUAAUCAAGAUAUAAUAAACUUUUUAAAACCCGAAAAAGAAUCAAAAGAUAAUGGAAGAGAAAUUAUCAUAUCUUUAAUUGUAACGAAUUCUAAAGAAACGAAGCCUGAUUUUGAAACGUUCGAUUCAUUGUAUCUUAAUUUAGUUGUUAUAGAUUUAAACACUGAUUCAGAAUUUAUGGAUAAAGAUCGCACUUCAGAAAACAUAUUGAUAACCAUUAUUGAUAUUAAUGACAAUCCACCGAAGUUUCCGGACUCUAACAAUAUACCAAGAUAUGUUCAAGAAGAAGCCGCCAAGGGUACGUCAGUUGGAUUUAUACAAGCUAUUGAUCCGGAUAUAGGUGAUAUUAUUACUUACAGAUGCUUACCAGAUGAGGAUGAAUAUGACUGGGUAGUUAUAGACAAAAAGAGCGGGGCAUUUAGCGUCAAAGAAGACGGAAAAGUCAAUGCUGAUGAUCCUCCGUAUAUAUAUAAAUAUAGUUUCAAAUAUCAUUGUUUAGCAAAUGAUGGAAUACAUGAUUCUGAACCACUGCCAGUCGAAUUUAAUAUCACUGAUACAAAUAAUAAAUACCCUGAGAUUAAAAUGGAUGAUGUGGAAUCAGUUACUGAAAAAUCACCCAUAGGCACUGUAGUUGCACCUUUAAGUACAACUGAUUUGGAUAGAGACGUUCCCUUUCAUACAGUAGAGUGCCAUUUUGAAACAAAUCCAGAGUAUAAGGGUUGUGUCGAAAAUUUUCUCAUUAAUGAAAGUAGUAUAAUAGUGCAAAAAGACGAUUUGGACAGAGAUCACGGUACAACAAACUAUUCAUGUAAAGUUACCUGUUGGGAUAAUCCCACAAGUGACAGACGAAAUAGUGUUACUAAAGUAAUCACAAUAAAACUAUUAGAUAAAAAUGACCAUGCACCAACAUUAAUAUCUGUGAAUUUAGAAGUUUUUGAGAACCUAGGAAAGGGAGCUAAGGUAGGAGACAUUCAGGCAUCAGACAUAGACUAUCUUGAAAAUGCAACAAUAGAUUUUCACAUAGAAAGUAUAAUAAAUGAACAUUCAGGAAAUAAUAUUAAAUCAUUGUUUAAAUUACAAAAUGAAGAUGAUUACGUAGUAAGCGAAACUAUUAAGAUGACGCAUUUAUAUGCAACCAAAGACCUUAAAGGAUCUUAUGGAAACUACAUAAUACAAUUAAAGCUCCAAGAUGAAGGAAAUCCAAUAAUGGUCACAAAUGCUACAGAAUCAAGAAUUAAAUUUACAAUUAAAAAAUUCAACUUUUAUUCACCAGUUAUAGAAUUUCCUAAAAAAGAUGAUGUCUUCCUGCUCUUAUCUUCACAAGAAAUUGGCAAGCCAUUAAUUAAAUUUAAAAGCAAUGAUGUCUUAAAUGACUUUAUUGCUCAAGAUGGAGAAACAGCGAACUGUGCAAAGUGGAAAACUACUUUGAAAUUAUCCUCUGAAGACGAUUAUGGUGAUAUAUUUGAACUGAAACAAUUAGAACCCUGUAUUUCACAACUACAAAUUAACAGUAACUUUGACUCAAAUAAAGUUAUUAAUAAGGCUUUAAAACUGACAAUUACGGCUUGGAAUAAUUCAACAGAUGUUACACCAAGCGAGGAUGAACAACCCUAUUUCUCAACUACUGUACCGUUUACUGUUAAAUUUUUGGACAAUAGCCAGCAACCAUAUUUCACUGAUGAUAGUCCUUGGGAAUUUGAUUUUACAGAAAGCAAUACAACUCAGAUCCAACCACUAAGAAAUAGAGCUAUUUAUGACGUUGACGAUGAUUUAACUGUAUAUUAUUUCUUUGUUGGAGAACAGAAUGUUGAAGAUAUUUUUAAUGUUGAUAGACUUUCUGGAGAAAUAUCUGUAAAAAAGAUUUUUUAUUAUAAUGAUGCUAAUAAUUACACAUUUCAAAUAGUGGCUUCGAACGAUACCAAUCCAUAUAGCAGUCUUGACAACGCUUAUUUGAAUAUCAUCAUAAAUGUAUUAAGCACUAACCUUAAUCCACCAUCAUUUAUUUCGGAGUCUUUCUUUGGAGCCGUUAUGCCUACAUACAAAUUAGGGUCUCCAGUUUUGGAUAUUAACGCGACUGAUCCGGAUGCUAUAGAUAAAGGAAAAUUAAAUUACACCAUUGUUGGUGAUAUAAACAUAAUUGGUAAUGGCCUGGAUAAUAUUAAUAAACCCCCAUUCGAAAUUUCAACAAGUAAUGAUGUUGGUAAAAUAGUAUCAUCAUUUAAUGUAGAAUCUUCUAUGAGUGGACAUUUUGUAUUUACUGUUAUGGUUGAGGAUAAACAAGACCAAUGGGGCAAUGGUCCCCAUAAUGCUACAACAACCACAACUAUUUUUAUAAUAUCGAGUGAUAAUACAGUAGAUUUUAAAUUCUUAAAUGAGGUAGUUGAUAUACAGGAACAACAAAAGGAAAUGUUGGAAAUUAUAACAAAAGUUUUGAAACAUACUGCUUACCUUCAAAAUAUAAAACAAUCAAAAGAAAAAGAACAAACUUUUGCAGUAGCAACGUUAUACUUUAUCGAGAACAGCGCCACUACAACACUCAUUUCAUCGGAGGAUAUUUUAAAGCAAGUAACGAAUGUAAACACUUUUGGUGAACUGGCUAAACAGCUCAAGACUAAGGCUCUUUAUUUGUAUGGCUUCCCUUCACCUGAUUCAAAAGUGAAUUCCGAUGGGAUUCUUAGAAAGUGGUUGCUUGGAGUUUCCGUUAUUUUGGGAGUGUUCUGCCUAAUAUUAUUGGUUGCCCUUAUUUGGAAAACACGACAAUUAAAUCGUAGAAUUUCCCAACUCACUACUAGGAAAUUUGGUUCACAAGAUUCCGGAUUAAAUAGACUAGGAGUGUCAGCGCCAACUACAAAUAAACAUACCAUCGAGGGAUCAAAUCCAGUAUAUAAAAACGAUGAAAUUAAGAAGUCAAAAGAUCCGACUGAUUUUGACACUGACAGCAUUAGAAGUGGUGAUUCAGAUUUAAUUGGAAUUGAGAAUAAUCCAGAGUUUGACUAUAAUUUUAAUGAACCUAGUGCCCCUAGUGCCUCUAGUGCCCCUAGUUCUCCUAUGGACAAAACGACUUAUUUAUAA